Monopterus albus (swamp eel) is the source of this 1382-nucleotide messenger RNA. Its product is annotated as probable N-acetyltransferase camello. The record is from RefSeq and is a predicted model, not a curated record. Bases 373 to 1047 code for a protein of 224 amino acids. Lineage: Eukaryota; Metazoa; Chordata; Actinopteri; Synbranchiformes; Synbranchidae. The transcript is spliced from 2 exons. Gene Ontology annotation, molecular function: N-acetyltransferase activity.
UGUGACGUCACAAUCCACUUCUGUGUCUAAACUGCCUCAAAGCCAAAUGGCGGAGAGCAUCGCCCUCUACACAGACUGCUUAAGUUGUGACUUAACAUUCUGUUUCUGGGUCCAAACUUAGGUUCAUUCUCCUUCUCUCCAUAUAAGUGUUGUUUCCACCAUUGUUUUAGUAGAUCUGAAUCAAAAACCAUGGGUCAGGUGUCAUAUAUAUGUGUGUGUGUGUUAAACAGCCACAGGUUCAACUUCUCAAGUUCGAGGAUUUUAUGCUUUUCUUUGUCAUGUAUGAUAGUAACUCACUAUCUUUGGGUUUCAGACUGAUGACACAUAAAACAAGGAAUAGGAAGAUGCCACCACAAGCUCUUGGGAAUUAUAAUGUUCCUCCUGGCCAUGCAACUGGUGAUCCGGCCAUACAGUCCCUCCGACAAGGACGCCGUGCUCACUCUGUACAGCGUUGGCAUGUGUGAGCACAUCCAUCCAUGUUUUCAUAAUGCCAUGACCAGCCCUCUCUACCUCGCCAUCACCCUGACUCUGUGUGUUGCUGGCUAUCUCCUCAGCUCUGUGUUAGGGGCUGUGAUGCUACUGGGAGUCUGGGUGGGCCUUGUCUACUACUGCUGUCAUGAGGUAUAUGCUGCCGGCGUCAGGGAGAGACUCCGGACAGACAUGCAGGACAUACCUGGGAACUAUCUGAGCAGACCGGAUGACUGUUUCUGGGUGGCUGAGGCUGAGGUUGAUGGGAGGGCACAGAUCAUGGGUAUAGUGGCUGUGGUGGCCCAACAAAGUGAGACAGAAAGAUAUGGUACACUGACCAGGGUGGUCAUCUCACCACUGUGUAGACGGAUGGGCGUGGGCUGCAGGAUGGUUCAGACUGUGAUUGACUUCAGUAAGGAGCGAGGCUUCUCCAAGGUGAUGCUUGAGACCACCUCCCCUCAGAUAGCCGCUGUGGCCCUGUACAAGAAACUGGGGUUCAGGCAUGUCCUUUCAUACAGUCCCUUUGGGGUUUUUAAGUUGGCCAGGGUCAUUAUUUUUAGAAUGGAAAAACACCUGUAAGCCUGAAAGAACCCUGAUCAGCUACUGUUCCUGUUUCACUGGGGUUUAAGAUAUUUGCAUUGCACUUGUCUGAAGCCAUGAUUUGUAUGCAGGUCUUUUCCUGCAUAGAUAACUAUUAAGGUGCUGUCUCCGUCAAAUUUUCUACCACAUCCACCUCUUGACAAAACUCUGGUGGGUGUCUUCUUGGAAAGUCCUGUUUUCUAACCAGUUUUGCACUUGGUGGAUUUCAUUUUUAACUGUAAUGGCGGCAUUACACCGAUAUGAUGGCACUGUUCAGGUACUGUUCAGGUUCAGGUUCCCAUUAUUGAUAAGGUUCAGGUUUAGGUUCCUUUUAC